This is a messenger RNA of Tyto alba (common barn owl), 14558 nucleotides long. It is a transcript of the gene CLSTN2, whose product is annotated as calsyntenin 2. The coding region runs from base 233 to 3124 and encodes 963 amino acids. Gene Ontology annotation, molecular function: kinesin binding; calcium ion binding; X11-like protein binding. Gene Ontology annotation, biological process: positive regulation of synapse assembly; homophilic cell-cell adhesion; positive regulation of synaptic transmission. NCBI's taxonomy places the organism in Eukaryota, Metazoa, Chordata, Aves, Strigiformes, Tytonidae. Gene Ontology annotation, cellular component: cell surface; postsynaptic membrane. The transcript is spliced from 17 exons. The record is from RefSeq and is a predicted model, not a curated record.
GCCCUCGCAGCCCACCCCACCCCCCGCUCAUGAAUAUUCAUACCUCCCCUCCCCGUGACGUCGCCGCGGUCCUGGGGCGGGAGCCGGAGCCGCCCCGGUGCUGGCGGUGAGGGCGAAUGACGGAGCGGCGGCAGCCGCUGCCUCCUCCCGCCCGCCUCGCCCCGCAGACAGCCGCCGGGAGCCGCCGCGUAGGGCGGCGAGUCGGGCGCGGAGGGCCGGCGCCGCGGCGGGGAUGCGGCGGCGCCGCUGCUGCUACUGCUGCUGCUGCUGCUGGGGGCCGGCGGAGCUGCUGCUGUUGCUGCUGUUGCUGCUGGGGCCGGGACCGGCGCUGGGCAGCCCGCUCGCCGGCAAAGUGAACAAACACAAACCCUGGAUUGAGACAUCGUACCAUGGAAUCAUAACCGAAAACAAUGACACUGUAAUUUUGGAUCCUCCCCUUGUUGCUUUGGAUAAAGAUGCACCUGUUCCCUUUGCAGGUGAAAUCUGUGCUUUUAAAAUUCAUGGACAAGAAAUGCCCUUCGAAGCUGUUGUGCUAAACAAGACAUCUGGAGAAGGUCGUCUUCAAGCAAAAAGUCCUAUUGACUGUGAACUGCAGAAGGAAUAUACAUUCAUCAUCCAGGCCUAUGACUGUGGAUCAGGACUAAGUGGAACAAACUGGAAGAAAUCUCACAAGGCAGUGGUCCAUAUCCAGGUAAAGGAUGUCAAUGAGUUUUCACCAGCUUUCAAGGAGAGUGUGUAUAAGGCCACCGUGACAGAGGGAAAGAUCUAUGACAGCAUACUGCAGGUAGAAGCCAUAGACGAGGAUUGUUCCCCACAGUAUAGCCAGAUCUGCAAUUAUGAAAUUGUCACAACUGAUGUUCCUUUUGCCAUUGACAGAAAUGGUAACAUCAGAAACACUGAGAAACUGAACUAUGAUAAACAGCACCAGUAUGAGAUAAUGGUAACAGCUUUUGACUGUGGUCAAAAACAUGCAACAGAAGAUGUCUUAGUACGAGUUAAUGUCAAACCAGUAUGCAAACCAGGAUGGCAAGACUGGAACACACGGAUUGAAUACAAGCCUGGUUCUGGCAGCAUACCUUUGUUUCCCAGCAUUCAUCUAGAAACGUGUGAUGGACCGGUUUCCUCAAUACAUACCACCAUUGAAUUACAGACCAAUUACAUUGGAAAGGGCUGUGAUCGUGAAACAUACUCAGAAAAAUCUCUGCAGAAAUUAUGUGGAGCUUCCUCAGGUGCUAUUGACUUGUUACCAUCUCCCAGUGCAGCAACUAACUGGACAGCUGGGCUUCUCAUGGAUAACAAUGACAUGAUUUUUAAAUUUGAUGGAAAGCAAGGGGCCAAAAUCCCAGAUGGAAUAGUCCCAAAGAAUUUAACUGAUCAAUUCACCAUCAGUCUGUGGAUGAAGCAUGGACCUAGUCCAGGAUUAAGAGCUGAGAAAGAGACUAUUCUCUGCAACUCUGACAAGACCGAGAUGAACCGGCAUCACUAUGCCCUGUACGUGCACAACUGCCGAUUAGUGUUUCUGUUGCGCAAAGACUUUGAUCAGGCUGACACCUUUCGUCCUGCAGAGUUCCACUGGAAACUGGAUCAGAUUUGUGAUAAAGAAUGGCAUUACUAUGUUGUCAAUGUUGAGUUUCCUGUUGUUACGUUGUACAUGGAUGGAACAACAUACGAACCUUACCUUGUGACCAAUGACUGGCCUAUCCACCCUUCACACAUAGCCAUGCAGCUGACUGUUGGUGCUUGUUGGCAAGGAGGUGAAGUCACCAAGCCCAGAUUUGCUCAGUAUUUCCAUGGCAGCCUGGCCAGUCUUACUAUCCGGCCAGGCAAAAUUGAGAGUCAGAAAGUGAUUUCCUGUUUGCAGGCCUGCAAGGAAGGUCUGGAUAUUAAUUCUCUUGAGAGUCUUGGCCAAGGAAUAAAGUAUCACUUCAACCCUUCCCAGUCAGUCCUUGUCAUGGAAGGAGAUGACAUUGAGAAUAUAAAUCAAGCCCUCCGAAAGGUCUCAUACAUCAACUCAAGACAGUUUCCUACUGCGGGCGUACGACGUCUCAAAGUCUCAUCUAAAGUCCAAUGUUUUGGUGAAGAUGUCUGCAUUAGUAUCCCAGAUAUAGAAGCGUAUGUAAUGGUGUUUCAGGCCAAUGAGCCCAAGAUUACAAUAAGUGGGAUGGACCAUUUUGCUAGACCAGCUGCACAAUUUGAAAGUGAAAGAGGUGUUAAUUUGUUACCUGACAUCAGGAUUGUCAGCACAGUCACAAAAAUGGAGCAUCCAGUGGUCUUAAAAGAACACGACAGAGCCAAUAAAGCAGUGGUAUUAGAGGAAAUGCUCCACAACUUGGAUUUCUGUGAUAUUUUGGUCAUCGGUGCAGAACUAGAUCCUGAACAAGAGUGUUUAGAACUAGACCGUGUAGAGCUUCAAGGAAAACAUCUAGAUGCUACAAAUUCCACAGCAGGAUAUUCGAUUUAUGGUGUGGACAGCAUGCACAACUACGAACAGGUUCUUCGGCAGAUUCGAUAUCGUAACUGGUUCACUUCUGCCGCCUUUGACAGAAAGUUCAGAGUCAAGUGCUCAGAGCUAAAUGGACGGUACUCUAGCAAUGAAUUUAACUUGGAGGUUAAUAUUCUACAUAGCUCCAACUCCAACUUCAUGGACCAUGUAAAUCAUAUGAUAGUACAACCACAAUUUUUCCAAUCCGUCCACCACCCAGAGGGAAGCAUAAGUGCUGUUCACAACUCAGUUGUUCCAAGCGUGGCUACUAUCGUUAUCAUAAUCUGUGUGAGCAUACUCAUUUUUGUCAUAACCUUGGGGGUCUACCGAAUUCGGACAGCUCAUCAGCACAGCUCUGCAGACAGCGAAGGAAGUAAAGAAAAUGAAAUGGAUUGGGAUGAUUCUGCUCUGACUAUUACUGUCAACCCCAUGGAGAAAUAUGAAAAGCCUCACCAGACAGAAGAGGAGAGUGAGGAAGAAGACAUAGAAGAUGAAGAGGAAGACACAACCAGUGCUGAAUCAGAUGAAAGUGAAGAAGAGGAGGAGGAGGAGGAAGAGGAAGUGAUUGUCCAAAAGGGAGACAAACAGAAUGCUACCAGGCAAGAGCAGUUGGAGUGGGAUGAUUCAACACUCCCGUACUAACAGCCCUCCAGCAACAUUGCUCUUUUGUAACAACCAAUACAAUGUUUUUUCAGAGUCUAUGAAUUUACUGACAGGAUUUGAACUUCUGCUUGCCUAUAACUGUUUUGCCUAAAAUGAUCUUGUUGUAGUAAUUGAUAAUGAUAGAAAUGACCCUUUCCUUACAAAGCCCAGAGAAAACAUGGUACAAACAUACCGGCAUCACCAGUAGUAAAGUAAUCUAGACCUUGAUCUGUUAGCAAGCCUAGUUCUCUAUUUCCUGUUUCUAUAGAACAGUCCUGUCACUCAAUCCAUAGAGGUUUUUGCCUUUGCUGUUUUUUUCAUACGAGAGAGAUUUCAGCUUGUUACGAAGAAUUACUUGUGUGGGUCCAUAUAACAGUUGUCAUUUGACUUCACACUCUUACAGGUGUAAAAUAUAAUCCACCUUCAAAUUGGGGCAAAGUUUUAGUGCUACAGGUGACAGAGACUGAAUUCCAUUUGUCAUCUUGUCCUGCCUUCUUGAAUGUUAACUGUCUGUCUUCUACAAGGGAAUAUCUAGGACUUGACACGGGAUGCAUGUGUAAAGUGUUCGGUAUAUUUUCAGGCAUACUGUCAGAACCCUCAAGACAGGGAUUUUAUCCAACCUGCCCAAAGAAACUUAAGAGAGUUUAAAAAAACAGCAACAAGGAGCUGCUGGAGGUUACAAAAAAAACCCAAAUCAUUCUGUGUCCACAGGUUGAGUAAUAUGAUCUUAUGCAAACUGUAAAUUCUAAUAGAAUUGAUUUACUGAAAACCUGUAGAGCUGCUCAUUAGUUAUGGAUUGAGCAAUUUCCAGCAAAUCGAUGCUUUGAACCGUCUGUCUUGUAAAAUCAUUAGCUUGCCGCAGUAUCUUACAGAGGUAGUGGAAAAUAAGUGACCCUAUUAUUCCAUAGCUAUGUCUGGUUGGGAUUUAAACAAUGAUUUUACAUGAGGAAAAUGUUCCCUUUUGGUUUAGUGAAUGCCAGCUGGAAUUCCUGUCUGACUGUAUUCUAUAAAACAUUAUGCUCCUUAUCUUCUGUACCCUUACGCACCUAUGAGUGGCACAACUGUCAGCUCUCUUGUGCUCGUAAUUCUCCUUUAUUUCUUCUUCCUGAAGCCAUUAAUGUUGAGAGAAAAGGUUUUAUAAAGUAGAACAAGAGCAAAUAAAACCUACCUGGAACCAAAAGAAGUGAAAACAGAAACUAAACUGUUAAGAUGCUGAGAGAGUAUUUUAGUUUGUUAUGGUAACACAGCAUAUUUUUCUUAAACACUGUUUAAAAGGGAGGGGGGCGGGGGGAGAUAAGUGAAAAAAAAAAAAAAUGCAAAGCUACGUACAAUGUGUUGAUAAGUCUGUGUGGUGUGGUUUUUGUCCCUUUCCUUAAUUAUCUUUGCAUCUUCAAAUGCUCUGCAUACCAAAUGAUGCAACACUUGCUAGGAUAACUAACUAACUGCUCUACUGUGUAAAAAACAAAAUGGCAUGGAAGUGAAUGCUGCCCAGUGGCUUGUCUGGUUUUUUUUUUUGAUAAGUACUUCCUUUUCUUUACAAUUUCAUCAUCAAUUUUUGCUUUUGUAAUUUGCUGUUUAAAAUGAGCUGCUUCCUAUUCUUCCGUCUCCCAGAGAAGCAAACAGUCUUGCCCCAACAGAACCUUCCUGAGCACCCAUGCAUGAAUGGUAGUAGAUAUUGCAAAGGGUAACUUAAGCAACCUCAAGGGCAUCCACCUGCCUCAAGACUAAGGUAGCAGCAGCUCCUGAACAACUUAUUGUGGGUUUGGGGGUUCUUUUAAUUCCAGUUUCUGCAUCUGAUAGUUGCAGAGAAAGAUUGACAGCAACAUAACUAGAAAGUAAAUGAAAAAGAACGCUAAUUUAAUUUUAAAAGUAGAAAUCUUCAUGCUCUUUUUUGUUGAUUUUUAAGACUGGCAAUAUAGAUGUUUUCUUACAUGGGCAGUCCUGGUUUAUUAUUUUUCUGGUCUCUCACAUGUAUUAAACUUACAAGAAUAUUUGCAGAAUCAAGCCCACAGAAAUACAAUUCAUCUCCAGUAAUAAAGAUUGUAAAGCUGGCCAAAAUCUAAAAUUUCUGAAUUAUGUUGAACAGAAAUUUUAUGUUAGAUCAUUUCCUAGCAUCCUGGUAUCCUAAAUCAUUUCCUAGCAUUAAUUUUUGUUAGUAACAUGAAGCAGGCUCUUCAUGAUGCUUGUUAUCAGCACAUAUCAGCAAAGCUUUCCGUUCAGAAAAAAAAAAAAAAAAAUUGCAAUUAAAAGUAUAUGUUGGAAAGUCUAUUUCAGGUUUAAAACUGGACUUAAAUUAUAUUUAAAGUUUCUGUUAUUCCUGAUUAUUAUUGUUAUCACACCAAACAUUAGGACAACUUGAAAACAGCAAUUUACAACCUUACUGACAGCCUUCAAUUUAUUUAUAUGUUCAUGUCUUCAUCAGUGUGUUUCUCCAUCUAAUAGAUUUUUAUCUUUUUGUUACUAGAAGCAAAUCUUUUUGGAUCAUGCUGGUACAUUACACAAGAAGCAAACAAACUAACUAUUUUCUCUACUGUAAAUAAACCUACAUUUUUAAACCUAAGGAAAUAAUACAGGCAUGUGUGUUAUCACUAAGAUUUGGUUUGCAACGAGAUAUUCAGCAAACUAAAUGUAUUACUGCACUUAUUUCGCAUUACUCAUUGGAGUGCAUUAUGCAGCAUUUUUCAUUCAAAUAAACAGAAAAAUUCUUUUCACAAAAUGGUAGUGAGAAUGAGAUACUUCUUCACAAAAUGAACCUUAGAAUUAGCAUAUUUGUAUAGAAGUUGACAGCAAUGGCUUCAUGAGCAAAAGCCUACUAGUAGAAUAACAUAGAAAAAUCACUUUUUCUGAAAUAAUUUUAAUGAUAUUUCCUCCCCUCCAUUAAUUAUUUUCUAAUGUAAACUACUUGCUUAAAACCAAACCAGAACACAUACAUAUAUAUACAUACAUACACCUUUUUUUUUUUAACCUAAUCAAAAGCCCAAAACCCUCUCAUUUCCUCUCUGAAAAAAGUGUUUAUGCUGCCAACUCUGAAAUGGCAACCGCAGUGUCUGGCUCUUUAAGAUGUAAUGUUUAUCCUUGGUGCAGUUGCAAGGUCGAGCUAUGAAGACACAAAUAAAGGUGCUUUUUUAUAGCAGCAAUAAAAAGAGCAUCCAAAAAUACAUCUCUGAAGAGGAAGCCAUAAUACCUGACAUCAAGAAUCUGUGAUGCCAGAGGUCUAAAAUGACAUCACAUCAACAAAUGCCUUUAAAUUUUUGAAGUUUUAAUCUAAGGCUGGGAAAAGCUGCAAAACCUACAAAUGCUAAUUCAGGAUGUCAAUACACUGUUACCUGAACUAAUGUAAUUGCCUAAGUUGUUGCUUUUUGCGAUCAAGACAUUUCUUUUGCACUUCUACCUCCUCCACAGGUAUUUUAUCUUUGCAAGUAAACCUUAAAAUGCAUGGUUUGUCCCUGGCCAAGGGCUGGUGGGAAGGUGCAACCGAUUUCCCCUGCUGGUGUGUUGCGGUGCUGGGCUUGCUAUGAGCACGUGCACCAUCCUUACUUCAAUCGGGAAGGAAAUAGGACUCAGAAAGGUUUAUAAAGUUCCCCUAGUGGGGAUGAAAUCCACUGUCUCCAUUGCAGAAGCUGUCCCUGCCUGACCCUACAAUGAAAAAAAUGCCAUGGGACAUAAGUAGCCCCAGGUAAGGGCUUAAGCAGAGGGUUGUUCAGUAGCCCUUACUUUACUUUGGCAAUGACUUUUGAGCCCUGCACCGAAUUUGUGUCUCAUCUGCCUGACCUGCAAGCUGAGAGGCAGCUCUAACGCUUUUACCUGGUGGGGAUCCCAGCAGGUUGGGAUAGGACACUUCUUCUUCUGGAAUUUUUGGUGCCAGCACUUGCACCACCCCAUUCAUCUCCAGCACCAUCCGUGGCUCAGCAGAAGACGAGAAUGAAAGACUUUACUGAGGUGACAGCGGGUAAAAGUCUGGUGGGAUGACCCCAUGGAGAUGCUCCCGGUAUCCUGGAAUAUACAUUGUAAUACCAAAAUUAAGGAUGUUUGCAAAAGCGUAUGGAUACCUAGAAAGGGGGAGGAAAUUAAACCAUUUAACAUUAAACACCUCCAGGGCUUCAAAAAGGUCUCCUGUUCCCUGAACUCACACGUGCUGACUACAUUAAAUAUCCUGAUACCAGUAUAGCCCCACCAGUUUUUGUACACUUUGUGAAAAUGACAGUAAAAUCUCAUAGCAACAUCCAAUUUCCAUAUAAAAUAUUUCUAGAAAUCUAUCAGAAGGAAAAGGAGCCAAGUUCUAAAAAUCUUGGUGUCUGACAUCAUGACUAGCAUCCUAAUCUCUUGGGGGGUAAAUUUGCUUUGCCUCUGUGCGCUGCAGCUGUUGCCUGAAUGUAUACUGUAUACUGUUUCUGCACUACUCUUAAAAAGCGCCAAUAGGUUAACAGCAAGAGAACAGCUCAUUUGGCAGAAAAAUGAAGGUGUCAUCACUUGUAGAAAGGCAUUUUAAAUAUACUUAAAUAUUUGUUUCUUGAUGAAAUCCUGGGCUUGAAAAAAAUCAAUUUCAUUAAAUAACAUUUUGGACAAAUACUGACAGUUGCCAGACUCAGCUAUAAUAGUGAUAUGAGCAGAAUUUUGAAAAAGCAUACACAAACAGUUACAUUAUCUUGCAAAUAUGUAUUAGUUUGUAUACAUACAAAUUUUAAGUAACAUUAUAUGUACGUGUGUAUAUAUACAUAAAAUAUAUAUGUAUAUUAUCAUCUCUUGUUUUAUCCAGCAGUUUCUGUGAAGCUGCAUGGAUUCAGGCAGCACAUCUAGAGUUGCUCUGAGACUAUCUGGAAAUGCUGAAAUCAAAGUGUAUAGCAUCUGUGCCCUUAAAAGGGACCAAUUCAUGUCUUUUUAAGCUCUUGGUCAGAUGCUACUUACCUUGCUGGCUAGCUCAAAAUCACAGACAAACGGCCAGUGAGCUCUGAUUCUGCCCUGAUAAAAUUACUCAACAAAAAAAGUGAAAAUAUUUGUGGAUACCUAGAAGGGCAGUAGCCUCAUCUUGACGUGUCACUUAAUUUUGACUGCAAGACUUCGGAUUAAUUCACCUCUGGAUGAUCCCUGUAGCUGCUUGCCUUUACUUAAUAUCUGUUUAAGGCAGUUCUCGUACAUCAAUCAGGCAAAUCUAAGGAGGAGAGAGAAAUUAAAAAAAAAAAAAAAAAAAGACAGUUGAAGACAGUGAGAGUAAAAGCACCUUUGAAAUUACUAAAAAUAUUUCUGUUAGUUGUACAUGAUGCUGUGCUACAUAAAUAUGAUCUUCCUUAUGUUUAAACCAGUAUCACCAACCAUAUAAUAGCAUUAUGUUUCUGCCACCUCGAUCUAAGCUGAGAAAGGUUUGUUCAUGCCCAUCCUCAUCACCCACAGAGUCUGCAAACCUCAUAGUGUGAAAGUGCCACUCCAAAAAGCCAUGAGACCAGCAGCCACCCUUGUCCCUCAGAGAUCUAGGUGGUGCCAAAAAAACUAACACUCCUGUGCUUAUGAUAUCCAAACCAUGCAACACUUUGCAAUAUAAUAUAAAUACUUUUUACAGCACCCAGAAGCAAAUAAUGAUUCUGUACAAUCUUUGUACAUUUAGGUCAAAUGCUUUAAAGAAAAAGAAAAGCAUAAUAAGCAGUGUGGGGGGUGUUGUAAGCUGAAAUAUAUGAGGUCCCUUAAUGCUGCAUGUCUCAGAUUUACAGUGAAGGCGAUGACACUCAGAUGAACCAACAAAAGAAAGUGUAUCCAGUGAUCAGACUGUUUGCUUUAGCACUCGAGUCCUUUGUUGGUUUUUGGUUUUGUUUUUUUUCUAGUUCAUCUCUUCUGGAAUCCAGAUUAUUUUUUUAUCACAGUGGAGAAUACAGACAGGUCAGAAGGAUGACCACUAAAUCUACAGCAGAGUAAAACACAUUCUCUGUUAACACCCAGUCUCAAGAAAUAUUUCUGCUAAACCUAUCUGGAAAAUCACUCCAGCGAUAUCUCAGAAAAUAAUUAUAUUUCAUUAUCUUUGUAUGAGUAACAAGGCACAAGCCUGGUAUGGGGUUUUUGCAUCGUAUUUUUUUUUCCUUACAGAAGACAUGAUCAAAAAACAAAAAUUCACAAUGCUUGAACAGAGCAAAAGUGAAAGAGGAGCAGGGUAUUUCUUUUCAUAAACCUCUAACAGUUUUAAAAUACCGAACAAUUCUAACCCACACUAUUGAAGCUAAACACAAGAAAAUGAAUCCAGGAGGUUUUGUACGUUCAUAACUUCAUUCCUGGUGAUGAAAAGGCAGAUACCGGAUCAGGUGCCCCCUUUCCCUGGAGGCAUUUUGCUGCCUUUUGAGUAGGUAUCAACAGUGAUUUGCUAGUUACAGUUUCCAUUCCUCUGCUUGUAAAUAAGAAUAACGAUACUGACAUCCUUCGAAAAGUACUGUGAGCCCUGUAGAUGAAAAUGACUGUCAAAGAGCUUGGUGCUGUUACAAUUCAAUAAUUCUGUUGCAGCUCUACUUACAGCCCCCCACUGCGGAGCACCCUAUACACAUGCAAAAUGAAUGACAUAACGGUUACAGUCAAGAACUUUGGGCUCUUGUUUCAUUAGUUAUUGCCUAUGAAGAAACACAAUAGUUUGAAACAUUACAGACAUUUAAAAAAAGAGCUCAGAAAAAGCCUUCAUUCCUAUUUUCAACUCUAACUCAUGUGGAAAUUGUGCAUUCAUCAGCUGGAGAAGCUACAGGGCCAUGUAGUGUCAGUAUUUAUACCUGUGCUGAGAACAGAGAAGCAGAAGAAGUCUUUUUCCCAGCUAAGAAAACUGUACGGAUAAAAGAGUGCAGCUUUCACUAGGCAAGGUGCAUAAAGCCUGCCAAAUGCGAAGAGAAACUGUCUCCAAAUGGGGAACAAAGGUUUUAUGAUCGUAUUCUAUCCUCAUACUUUACAAACCCAGAAAAUUUCAUGGGAGUAAAAGGCCUUUCUGCUGCCCUACCUAUUCCUUUUGUAUAAAUCUGGAUACAGUUCUGAGUUUUCAGAGACAUUUAAGUUCCUAACUGGAUAUAAAGUUCUUCUUUCAGGUUCCUUUAGGUGUAUGAACCCAUAAAAUAAUUUUUGGCUGAAGUUUUCAGGAUAUCCUAAAGAAAACAAAACCAAACACACUGUUAAAAUUAAAAUGCCUUUUUUUCUUUAUAUUCCUGCCUCCCCUAAAUAUAUGAACAAAUUAAAAAGCCUUGAUCAGAUAAUCUCGAUGAAGUCUGUGACUACAAUGGCAUUUCAAACCAGUACUGAACUUGGAAACAUUCUUGUCUACAAUCUGCUUAGUAGACACACAUAUAGAUGAGAAGGUGGAUGGUUAUUUUAACUGGGCUUGCUCUUUGGAAUGUGGAAUGGAUCAGCCAGAGUCAGUUCUUUUAGAAAAUUGAAUUAUUAUCUAGGAAAGGGUGAACAGCAAGUUAGAAGAGAUUAAUGCAUGAAUAACAAGGAGAAAGAGUGAAGGUUUCUAGCAGAUGUGAAAAUAUCGGGAAUUUAAUCUUCUAGAAACAAGAGACAUUCAAAGUUUGAGUGUCAAACAGUAAGAAAAUGGAACCGUGCUAUUUUCAUGACCAGAACUAGCAGCUAUCAGUAAGCAGGAAAACGCAUACAGGAUGUUGAAGGAUUCUGAGAUGACCAUGUGUAUACACAUGUGCUCAUAUGCGUGUGUGCAUACAUAUAUACACACACACACACAUAUAUAUAUAUAUUUAUAUACAAAAAAAAUACCUAAUCAUUCUAUACAAAAAAAAAUACCUAAUCAUUCCCAGCAUGGAGGUGGUGGUUGUGCUGAUGAACUAGAACCUUAACUUAUUUAGCUUGGUUGCUGCUGUCUGUAGCUGCUCCGUUAGUUACAGUUACACAACCUCCAGCAGAGCUGGGAAGGGAGCAAGACCACGAGGAAUGUUGCUACCCUGUGCCUAUGUUAAGCAGGAAAUGCUUUAUCGCCAAGGCUGGGCCAGGGUCGUUUGGGCCAAAAUGUUUUGUCUGUAGUGAUUCAAAUUUCAUGGUGCACUUAUCACACGUUUUCAUUUGAGGUAAGGAACAGAACUUUUGCACAAAGACAACGGUGUUAAUUAGUUUCAGAGAUUUUUCACAAGCAACAUACUCCAUAGGUCGGAUGAGGCACAGGGAACACCCAAGACAGACUGUACAUCACGUUGCAAAGGCCUGUAAGUCAACUUUUUCUAAUGUUCUGAUUUCCUUAGUGACCACACAGUUAGGAAUCUUGAUUUUUGAAAAUACAAAAAAUUUUCAAGGAUAAUGAUCAUCCCUGAAAAAUUCUAAGGGUGAAGGUUAUUCCCUCCACUCUCAGAAUCAACCAUUGGCAUGUUUAUUGUUAGGUCCUCAACAAAGCAAUCCAUAAAAUGUGAGGUGCAUCUCAGAACUUGGUUUUUUUUAAUGUUCUGUUGUAAAUACUGUACCACCAGAAUCUUAAGUAAAUACUUGAUUUUGAUUAACAGCCGGUUCUGUUCAAAGGGGCAUCAUGACAGGGAUGGAAAGAUAUACCAGAGUGGGUUACUGCUUUGCAGAGUAAUGCACAUUAUGGUUAGGAUUCCUAAUAACUGCUUUCAUUUAAGUUUCUGUACAUUUAGAAGUUGCUGCUAGACUCAUUAAAUCCUAGAAAUAAAGAUUAGUAGACGGAAAGAAAAAGUAGUACAGGUAGAGUAUUAUGCUAACAGUGCAGAAUUGUUCCCAAGAAUGUAUUUUCUAGUGUUAGGGGCAGGGGUGAUUCAACCUACUUAAAUGUUUCUAAGCCUGGGGCUGCUACUUCCUCCCCUGGGAGUUUAUUCUAGACUCUAUUAGAUUUCACCAUUAGAAAGCUUUUUCCGAUAAUGAAUUUAAAUAAUCCUUUUUGUAAGUUUUAUCUCAUUAGUCCCAGUUAUACCCUUUUGCAUCACCCUAAAUAAUUCCUCUAACCAUGAUUUAUAUCCUUUGAAUAUUUUUAGAUAGUUAUCAUGUUCAUUGCCUUUGGUCAUUUAUUGGAGAAGCUGUGAAUCCCACCUCCUCCCAAUUCAUUCCUUCAGUCUCACAUUUCUUACCUUUUCAUGAAAUGUCAUUAAUACACUAACUAAACCCCCUGGUAUUUCCUUUAAUUAGUCAUGGUCAGUUCACUGUUAAAGUGCUCUGUGUUGGUGUGUAUCACUGUGUAGGCUGUCAAAGGUUAAAUGAUACAUUUAUAUUGAAACAUGAUUUUUAAAAAAUCUUUGCUGUAAUCUAUGGAUAAGUUUUCAUAUAAUAUGAAUUGGGCACUGUCUUUUAUGUCAGUAUGAUUUAACAAAGCCAACCAAUAAACCUUGGAGCCAAACAAACAAUAAUACAAAGUAGUUAUUUGUUAAAAUUUAGAUUAUCAUCAUUAAUUUGAAAACAGACAUUGUCAUUCAUGUGCCUAUGUUUUUACGUGUCCCUACACCAAACAGUAACUACUGUCAAUACAUUCCUUUAAGACAGUAUACGUUGUUUCUCCUCAAACCUCAUGGGCGCACCUACUUUCUAAAACAAAUACUCAAGAUUUGCUAGCCAUACAUUAACUGCUGCAAAGAAAUAGAAUUGUGCCAACUAUUUCUGAGUACUGCCAUGCCUAACACUAUAUUGCAAAUCUGUAAUGUAUUUACGGUCUCUAACUGGCAUAAUGACUGCAUGGUUAGUUCUUAAGCGUGCCUGAAACAAACCUCUGUUCUCUAGCUCAGAAGCCUGAAUACACAGGCAAACAGCAAGGGUGUACAAAGUCAGCUAGUGUCUUUUAAUUGAUGUAUUUCCUUCUACCCCAACCUUCAGCACUUGAAAGCCAAAGCAGAACUGAAAGCCUUGUGCUCAAAAGCCCACUGCAUCACUAAGACCCGAGUGAACUAAUACUGUCUUCCUCAAUUCCUGUGUCUAAAAUGAUUGAUGUGAAGGAGGAGAGCAAGCACACUAGGUCCUCCAGUGCUGAUUUAAUGGUACUAUACACUUCCUGUAGCAUAUCUCUGUCCCUAAUAGGUGUCAGCUAGCAUUGCACAAAUAAUAUUGUAGGGAAUAACAAAUUGCCAUCAGUAGGUUUAGGUCACAUGAUCAAACAAAGAUGGCUGCCUUGGCAUUGGCUAAUACAAUGGAUGACAAAAGCUAGUGGAAAUGCCUUUCCAUUUUCUAAAAAAUCUGUGUCGUUAUAGCUUCCUGUUACUUCUCAGCCCACCUUUACAAAAUCAGCCAUUGCAUAAAGAAUAAGUUAGUAAUUGCAUGAAGAGUAACUUAAGUCUAAUAGGCUAGGAGGGGAGAUAAUUAAGCCUUGCAAGAUGAGCUUGCAACACAAAGUGAGAGAGAAAAAAAGAAGAGGAAUUCCUGAGCAAGGAACUAUAAAACAUGACUUCUGUUGUGAUGAGCAGCAGAUCGGGAAUCAGACGUUCACCCUGAAUAUUGUUGGAGUUUGGUGGACAGGUUUGUUUCUAGUUCUAAUUCACCAUCUAGUUAAUGAAAUAUUUUAUAUGCUAUUGAGAGUGUAGGAUUUUGAAGAGCUGAGAAAUAAUCUCAUCAUGUUGAAGGUAAAAGCUCUGAGCUCUAAUUGGCUGGGACAAUUCUAUUUCGUAUUUCAUCAUAGCCUGACAGUCAAAGUGAUACUUCAUCUGCCUGCAAAAUGUAGAACUUUUCACACAUAGUUCAUAAUUUCCCAGAUUUGCUUCCAUAUUGGUGCAUUAGUUCCCACUGAGGAGCAGUAACUGCAGUUGGUAGCAUGUACUUUGUAGCUUGAGGGUUGUUUCCUAGCAGUCCAAUAUCUGUGUAGUGGCUACUUCUAUUGAUAAUAGAAAAUAUACCAGAUAGAAUUCAAAUAAACAUAUCUUGUAGGUUGUGACCCUUUAAGCGUGUCUCAAAACAACAGACUCUUCAGUCUAGGAGAGAUACUCAUUAUAUAAAAUAUCUUCAGGUAUAUGUGAAACAAUCAUAAACCACAUCUUGAAAUGUCCUGCUGAAGAUGCUAAAUGCAUUUAUGAAAGUGUAAAUCUAUACAAUUUAUGCAGAAUGAUGAAUUAAAUUACUAUAUGCAAUUAAAAUGGUGAAUAUGAAAUGAAAAUGAUUUUUGAACACAGAUACAAAUCUGCUGUGAUGUUUUGGUUUUUUUUUUCUAAAAAUCCAAAGCUUUCCUUUAUGAAAACGUGCAGCAAAUUUUGACACAGAGUAAAGUACAUGAAAUCUAACUUCACAUAUCUUGGGGAUAAGUUGUACAAAACCCCUUCCAUGGCACAGUGGUAUUCAUGAAAGCCAUGUCAAUUUGCACAGUCAUUUAUGAAUUCAAGACCAUUAAUAUCCAUAUGUUUUCCACAUGACUGAUUAGAUGUAUAAUGGAAAUAGAUCUGUUAUUUUAAAACUUGGCCUGAACAUGUAUAAAACCAGGUUCAUUUUUGUGAUCACUAUGGCACUUUCUGUGAAGUGGCCAAUAAAUAUAAUUUUAGAAUUUCACAUAAAA